Molecule: messenger RNA, 525 nt
Organism: Drosophila erecta
Lineage: Eukaryota; Metazoa; Arthropoda; Insecta; Diptera; Drosophilidae
Exons: 1
Coding region: 55-417 (120 amino acids)
Source: RefSeq, a predicted model, not a curated record
AGCCAGCCACGCUGAUGCAACCAGCAAACGCAGUCAAGCAACCACACGGUCAAGAUGUGUCUCAUCCCCCAAAACAAGGAAGUAAUGGAUAACUCCAAAGUGAAUCCUUCGCCGAACUCGUUGGAAUCACCACCAAAGUCGCCCACCGCCGCAUAUGCAAUGUUUUUGCAUCGCGAAGAGUUGAGGAGGAGAAAAGUGCACGUCUCUCGGGUUUCAGCCACCAAAAUUCACCUGACCAGCGAACUAAUCGCUCAAACCAAGCAGAACAUACGGCAGUGCAGCUUCGAGGACCUGGAGAUCCUGGCCAGGGAGACGCUCUUCAAGAAGAGUCUGCAAAGACAUCUUUACUAUCGACGUAUGCACAUCCACAAGCUGAUGCUAAGCAGGAAAAAGCAGCAGGCCAAGGAAAAGAAGUGAAACGAUAAAUAAUGUUAUUUAGUUAAGAGCAGCGAGAGUGAUUAUUACAUGGAUAAAUAUUACAAGCUAUUAUUAAGACCAAUAAAUGGGUAAAAUAUUUUAACAGUG